Messenger RNA from Rhagoletis zephyria (snowberry fruit fly), 646 nucleotides. RefSeq lists its product as uncharacterized. Lineage: Eukaryota; Metazoa; Arthropoda; Insecta; Diptera; Tephritidae. Gene Ontology annotation, biological process: protein transport. The record is from RefSeq and is a predicted model, not a curated record. Gene Ontology annotation, cellular component: cytoplasm.
UAUGGUGAGGUGGUUUACUAUGUGCGGUUGGUGUUGCAGCGCAAGUCGGUGUGCAAUAAGGUGUUCAAAGCGCGCAUAACGGUAAAAAACCGAUUGGAUUUAAGCAAUGCCACAGAUUUGGUUGAGCCUUAUGAACUCAACAUCCCCUGUGUGACCACAACUAGUGCUGAGGCUGCGCCACUCAACUUCACUCUGUCCACGGGCACUGGCUAUGUGCCCGGCCAAAGUAUUUUCUAUACGCUGUAUGGUCGACACAAAUUUGCGGCAUGCAACAGAUUACGUGUGAACUUAUGUCAACUAAGCACAUUUCGUGCAAGCAAACCGCAGACGAAAACGAGGGAAUUGCUGAAGGUGCUAAAAAGUAAUACCCACCAAAUAGGUUCCUCAUACGUCACGGUGUGCGGUCAGCUAAGCAUACCGCUAGUGGCGCACAUUACACUGAAGAGUAAUGAAAAUAAUCUCAUACAAAUCAGUCAUUUUGUUGAAGCUAUGCUGAUAAAUAAGAAGCACAUCUUACAAAAGUUAAUCAUACCGAUUGUGAUUGGUACAGUACCUCCAAAGAGGAAAGAACGAACGCCAGAGGAGAAGUCUUUCGAGCUACUGGAACAUUUUUAUUGUUACGAUAAUUUGGCGACUGACGAGAUUU